Molecule: messenger RNA, 633 nt
Organism: Cutaneotrichosporon oleaginosum
Lineage: Eukaryota; Fungi; Basidiomycota; Tremellomycetes; Trichosporonales; Trichosporonaceae
Source: RefSeq, a predicted model, not a curated record
UUCCCCCCCAACUUAUCUUGAAGCUGGUGCAACGCUGCGUGCUGGUUCUGGCUCACACCAGAUUUAUCGUGUCCGCGUGCGCCAAAAGCGGGCUCCUCCUUCCCCCGCUGCUCCCUCCCCACUCAUACACGAGGUCAAGGGCAAAGGCAGCCUAAAGAGCGUCACAUCCAGCGCGACCGAUGGUCAGAGCAGCGGCACUCACAUCUCUACACUGCCACCGUACUCGCCCAGUGCAGUUAGAGGUAGCCCGGGCACGCCGCGCUGCCCGCCUCCACUCCCGCCGCGGCAUGAGGUCGACGAGGGCGUGUGCGUCGGGCCACCAGACGACGAGGAGUAUGAGGACGACGCAAGGUGAGUUCACGAUAUACGAUUUGGGACAGAAAGGGAGUCCAGGAUCGUUGCGGCGGGAACGUUUCAGGCCAGCCUCCACCGCAACUUGGACGUCCUCCACACUCCUCCACUACCUCCACUACCUCCACUACCUCCACUCCUCCUCCACCCUCCUCCACACUACUCCUCCACCCUCUUCACUACCACCGCCCGCUCAAUGAGGCCGCAUGCUGCCUCCACUGGGGUGCUCGCAAGUUCUUACACCAGCUCCACCUCUUCCUUCGGCGCAAUUGCCCCGCAGUA